GUGGCAACAGUUUUGCUUAUCACUUGCUGUGCUUAUCAAUUGUUGUGCGACUUGACAAACUAGGAGGGUAAUAUCAAGAUGGCGUGAAACGUGUUAGAGAGAUGGUAAAGUCAGAUUGUGAUUGGCUGAGAACUCUGUAGGUUGUCAUAGUUACCGCAGGGUAUGAAUGGUUUAAUGUCCGGCUUUUCCCGUUUCCUUAUGAGCUACUUGCAUCGGGUAGCUUCUAACGCGCAGGAGGGAUCUAAUUUUUCUUUUUUUUUAAAGGACUGUUUUAUCUAGUCUGAAAGCACUCUAUCGACCGUUUAUUCAUCUUCCGAGUAAUAUUUGAUAUUAUUUCACUUUUUUAUUCGGAUGUGUUGUUGAACUGGUAUCCGCAAAAUCGUGCUGCCUUGUGUGGAUGUCAACUAUAUAUUACACUCUACUGGCCAGCAUGCGGCGCUAGUGCGUUUGUCUAGUUUUGUUGACGGAAGUUCCAACGGAAGUAGGGUAAAGUAGCGAUGGUGCGGCUGAAGUCGAGGUAUUUACUGUGUGAAGUCAACGUGUCAGACAGGAGCCGCCUGUUGCUGCUCGACGACCGAGCAGUUUCAGCGGCAGUGAAGGCAGCGGUGGCCCGCACACAUGGGGACUAUGGAGCCGCUCUGUGCAGCAUUAGAUUUUGUGUUAAAUAUCUGAAUGCUCACACUGGAAUAGUAUUUCUACGUUUCCCCAAAAGAUGUUACAAACUCCUGUGGUCAGCAUUGCCUUUCAUUACCAGUAUUGAAACUCGUGGGCAAAAAAUACCUUGCUUUUUCAACUGUUUGCAUGUAGGAGGGACAAUUAGAACGUGUCAGAAGUUUCUGAUCCGAUACAACACCCAGCAGCUCCACCGAAUGCUUCCUAAAUGUAAAAGCGAAGAAGAAAAGCAGCAGGUUCGCGAAGCCAUUCUGAGCUGCUCGCUAAUAGGAGGCAGCAAGGAAGCAUUUGAAGAGGAAUCGGAGAGUGAGGAGGAAGAAGAGUGACUUCACAACAUGUUGGCACCUAUGUUUGGGUUCUAGGAUGCCUGGUUGUGGUUGUUUUUGUUAUGUGACUGAAAGAAAAGUCAGAGUAUGAAGCAUUUGAAGAAAUGGAUACACAACUGCAAGAGUACCAUGCAGCAGCUUCUCAGUGCCUUUGUUACUUUAACAAUUUAUACAUAUGCUCUCCUGAAGAGUCAAACAUUUUAUAUUGUGUAAUUUAUUUGUAUUAGUACUUAGUUUUGCUAUCAUCUUUAUUUUGUUUAUAAAUUAAAGCCCUCUUUUGAAAAUGCUGUAUUUGCAACAUUGUCCUAAGAUUUAGUUUCAACCCCUUGCUCACAUAGACCAUCCAGACAUUAACAGUAGUCAAUGGUAUAUUUGGUAUAUUUGGUAACAUCAUUUUAUUAAGAAUAUGCCAUUCAUUGUACUUGUUUAUGAGAGCAUCUUUCUAUAGCGUGUGUUGUUACAGCUGGGGAACAUAACAGUAUACAAAAAUAUGGACAGUUUAGACUAGAAUUUAUUAAUCCCUUUUGGAGGAUUCCAUCAGGGGAAUUAAAGAUUGAAAUGGAUUGAACAGGUAUUCGUGUUGUGUG
Messenger RNA from Archocentrus centrarchus (flier cichlid), 1585 nucleotides. RefSeq names its product POP5 homolog, ribonuclease P/MRP subunit (gene pop5). The coding region runs from base 498 to 998 and encodes 166 amino acids. The record is from RefSeq and is a predicted model, not a curated record. NCBI's taxonomy places the organism in Eukaryota, Metazoa, Chordata, Actinopteri, Cichliformes, Cichlidae. Gene Ontology annotation, cellular component: ribonuclease P complex. The transcript has 5 exons. Gene Ontology annotation, molecular function: ribonuclease P RNA binding. Gene Ontology annotation, biological process: tRNA 5'-leader removal.